Messenger RNA from Aureobasidium pullulans EXF-150, 7906 nucleotides. RefSeq lists its product as uncharacterized. Gene Ontology annotation, cellular component: cytosol; nucleus. The transcript is spliced from 5 exons. NCBI's taxonomy places the organism in Eukaryota, Fungi, Ascomycota, Dothideomycetes, Dothideales, Saccotheciaceae. Bases 261 to 7586 code for a protein of 2441 amino acids. The record is from RefSeq and is a predicted model, not a curated record. Gene Ontology annotation, molecular function: cysteine-type endopeptidase activity; cysteine-type deubiquitinase activity. Gene Ontology annotation, biological process: protein deubiquitination.
GGUGUAUUCAAUAUACUGUCUGAGGAACUGGGAGCUUAUUCCAACGCGUCUUUCUUGAGAGCGUUUUGGCGUUUGCUGUGCGCUUGGAGCCUUCUUUCAGCCUGUGUACAACGUCUCCCCUACAUCGAUCCGAUCUUCACUAUCACAAAGCUUGAUUCAUGCGGCUUUGCUCGUCUGGCAACCACCCGGCAAUCAUAAAAAGCCGUAUAGCUUUAUUUUGCUCAUGACGGCAGGCAGUCAGCAUAUCUAACUCGGUGAUAAUGGACCCGCCAUCCGCCUCACCGGCGUAUUCUUCUAACCACAAGCAUUCACCAACGCCGCUCCACGGUAGAGAUCACAUCGCUGAUGCAGACUCAACUCACGCUCGAAAGCGACCGCGUUUGAGCCACGAGCUCGACACUCCGCCAGCUACCAGCGGCCACUCUGACAACCUGUCCGACUCUCAAAGCAUCUCACCCGAGAGCCCAAUCAUCAUUGGAAUUCCCCAAGACGAAUCGACAGAUCCAUCUGAAAUCUCCAUCAUCAUGCCGGCAGAAGAGCAAGGCGAGAAUCGUCACAUCGGCAGCUUCCCUUUCAUCAGACCUCAUGUCGACUGGGAUACCCCUCACCGUGCGGCCAACAAAAUGAUGGAUCUCUUGUGGAAGAAGGGCACACCUCCAUCUCUGCAGGUCGUAGAAAAUCUUGUCAUAUGGGUCACCAACCAUCUGAACGACACGAAAGCCGACUUCGAAGCCGCCCUUCGAGAUGAUCACAGCUCCGCCGAGGUCUUUGAGUUGUACUCGGAUGAUAGUGGCUUUUGGAUCAACGUCGUGGCCUGCUUUGCGGGACUGCACAGACACACCUCUUUAAGUACCGGCUACGACUCUCUUCGCAGUAGUGAUGCAUACGGCGUAUUCGAGAACAUUCUUAACGUUCUUCUUGGACUGGGAGAGAGGCUCCUGUAUACCGACUUGGCUGUCUUGGUACAGCGUGAAGCUCGUCGCGACUCGACCAGCUCCCCCAGCUCGACCACUUCGCCAAAGCACGAGCUGCUAUUUCAUUACUGGGCAGAUGCCUUCACAAUGCUUGCCGUACGUUCCAAGACCUUUCUCGAACCAAUGUCUUCCACGUAUCACUUCAACACCAAGGCUGUCCAGAGAACAGCCAUUUCGAACUUCCAAGGCCGACCUAUGGACGCUGUCAUCAAGCUUCUCGGACACAUCGUCUCAAAGCCGGAUAAUAUCCAGUCACCGUUCAGUACGGCCAGUCACUACGUAGCCCUCUGCCGAGGUGUGUUUUGCGUAGAUCCACGCAACUCCGAUGGCCAGCUGGAAACCUUCUUCAGAAAGUCGUGUCACUUGUUCAAGAUGAUCCACAUAAUGGCAACCGAAAUGCUUCCCAAGCAGCACCUCGACGACCAGUCGCAGGCCGUCGUUGAUAACUUCCGACUGUUCUUGAUCGACGCUCUGAAGACUCUGUCUCGUACAAAGCACCUCCUGCCCGAAGACAUCCAUCUCCUUACGCUCAAGGACAUUGCAGAAUACCAGAUAAACGGCGACGAGUUGCUCAAGGCCCCCAGUACCGAAACACUUUCCACUAUCGGACUUAUGGAAGCCGUUGACAGUCUUGGGUCCUCGUUGAUGAAGGAAGGCGUACUCCAAGCUGGUAUUCACGCCUGUAAUCUGGAGUUCUUCAAUGCUCUUAUCCGCAGCAGCAGCGUAGAUCUGCGAAACAGAGGCGUGGACAAACUUGGAAUCGAACUCAUAUCUAUAUUCACGAACGAAGAUGCAGUGGGUACCUGUCUCGAUCGACUGUUGAGGGAUUUCGCAAUCAGGUUCCUCCCGGCCAAGGACAUUGUGGCUUAUCUCUAUGGACCUCAGACCCAUGCAACUCUCAUUGCUAGAACCCAUCCAAUUGUUCAGAUUCUGGGCGAGACAAGCAAUUUGACCAAGCGCGAUGCCGAUACCAUCUGGACUGUCGCUACCAAUCUCCAACAACCGGACAACGCUCAGAACGCUGGUCAAGUCCUUCUCAACCUUGUGAAGCGCAUACCACCCUUCACGCUGAGGUACUUUUGCGAGAAAUUCAGAGACAUGCCUCUCUCGCAGUAUACCAAAGAUGCAGACAUUCUCCUACACAAUCUGACCAUGGAAUUACUUCACAAGUCGCCUGGCAGUGAGUGUCAUGCCAUUGUCACUUGUGUCCGCUUGUUGGGCAAGCUCGAGAAUUCCGAAAUAACAACUGGAAAGCAAAACACUUUGUUGAUUUCUAUUAGAAAUUUGUUGAUGGCCAUCCAUUCUCCAAACGCAAAAUCUGAGACCAUUGCUCUUAUCGAGCUUUGCGCAGGUCACAUCACAUCGCUGUCCAGCAAGGCCACUGGCUAUGUCUCGGCAAUGUCGUGCAUCAUGCGCCAAAAGAACUUCGCUAUUUCGCCACAGGACACUCUUUCUCAUGUGUCAUUCAAACAGUGUGCCGAUGAGCUGCUUCAUUACUUCAAGAAGGCCAAGAAUGAGAUGUAUGCGCUCGCGCCACAAGCACUAGUUUGUCGUCUGGACCUCGUUUUCGACCUUCUCUCGAUAUCGAGUCCCUACCUCGACACCACAGCCACGGAGAAAGAGAUCUGGGAUUAUACCGUAGGUGAACAUGCAUUCGAUCCAGUGUUCAGGGAGAUUGCCUGGAACAUGCUCGUUGCCCGCUUCCAAACGAAUCAGCCAGGACUCGAAGCCUUCUAUCAACGGUGUAUCAAUCAGUAUCUUCCUGAUCUUUCGCCCCAGUUCGUCACGAUUGGCACUGCUAGAAUCUUUGCUUUACAGUGUGCACGUCAAGAGCAUAAUGAGACUGCACUGCUACCGCUCGGCGAGCAAUUGAUUCGAUUCGCACUAUCAGUUCCAACAGAUAGUGUUGCUAACCAGUUUGGAUCAUUGCUCUUCACAAGUCUUUUUAAGGGCAAGGCUUUAAGAUAUCCAGACUUGGCUAUCAAGAACCAGGUUUCUGUAGUCAAGGAAUGCAUCUCUCGAAUGGUCCAGCAAGACGACAACACGAGAGCUCCACAAAUGUUGCUGAUGAUCCUGAGCCGAUCAAUCGAGUUCGAAAAAGCCUUGAGACAGUCGCAAAAGAGUGUUAUCGCCAGUGACACAACUGUCGAAUCAGGACUCCCCGACGACAGCAUUCAAAUCCCCAUCCGUGUUCACAAAGGCGGUGCGCAAUCCCAAAGUAAGAUGGUGACUAUCAACAAGACAGCCAAUUGCUCCGAGUUGGACGCUGCCAUCGUCUCGGAGACUGGGUUUGAGAGUUACACGGUUGUAUCAGCAGGGCACAAGAUUGAUUUCACUGAGGAGCCAGAGCAACCCAUCGCACAUUUGGGGGUACAAGAAGGCCAGGUCCUUGUCGUGCAGAGACGCAGUACCUUCCAAAGCAUCCAGGACGACAUUGACAACACUGUGGGAAGAUCAGACGUUGAAAGGGAAGUUCUGGCUCACUUGGACGUCUUGUACAGCAUGCUUGAUGAGGCGAAUGGCAAAGCACAUUCGGUCUUGCAGAGUCUCGCGCUUCUCAAGUUUCCCGGUCCCAUCAGAGCUAUGAUUUCCUCUACCGAUACACCUUUCGAUCAGAUUUUCCCCUCGGGCAGGUCAUUGCGAUUGCGAACGUCAAUCGAGGUGCUCAAUGUCCAAUUGCGAGAACAAGUCUCACUGGGCGUCGCUGACGAGAAGUUUCUGAUUCGAGGAGUCCAUCUAUUGGUUGCUCUGUUGUAUCGUCCCGACCUUCUACAAGACGCUGGUGAUAUCUUGAAGACCGCGGACACCUUGCUGGCGUUGUUGAGAGAGCGGCCCGUCAAUAAUGUGGCGGAAGAAUAUUUCGAAGAUGCUACCAGGUUUACGGAUGUCAUUCUCGGUAUCAUGUCAAACCUCCAACACAGGAUCGCGGCUAGUGGCAUGAUGUCUGCAGCGAUACGGGCACUGUAUCAAUGCUUGGUGGAAGGGGUCUUACUGAGUGCCCACGUACGUUCUGCUUUCUUUGCGUCCCAGACCAACAAGGAGGUCCAUUCGCGCCUGCUUCUCACCAAUGACGACCAUCUCCGAGCUACGAUUCCUAGCAUCAUCGUAAACGCUGUGCGAGACGAGAAGAUGGCCUCUGAAACCAAGGCAUUCUUUUUCAGGUUGUUUAUCGAUCACCUCAUACCUGCGGCCAUGCAUGAACCAGUUCUCUGCGAUAGCACAUUUCUUGUGGCGCUCGAAAUAUUGUCUGCCGAUCAAAGCCUAAUCAGUGACGAGAUGUACUUGAGAUCCCUGAUCGAUAAGUUCUCUACAAACCUGCUCGAUCUAGAACACCUUGAACAUUACGGAAACCGUUUCAUUGACCAGAGGGUCCAGGGUUUGACUUUAUUGCUCCAAUGCUGCAUUCAGAACAUCAUAUCUUUCGAAAAGCCACUGAACCUCAGUGACCUCGCACCGCGUCUUCUCAGAAAGCUGCUCUUUCCGGUCUCUAACGUGGAUUCAGUGGCGAGGCCUGUCAUCGCACUCAACACACGCGACAAUAUAUACGAACUUCUUCGACUCAUGUGCGACGAUGUCCAGACAGUGGAAGCUCUGGCUGCUGAAUGUGACCGUGUCCUCAGUGAUGCUGACGAGGAUGAUGAGUUCAACUUUCUGGGCCCUGAAAAGUUCGUUCGUCAGGAAGGAAGCUAUGCAGGUCUGGAAAAUUUGGCCCAGACUUGCUAUCUCAAUUCUCUGAUCCAACAGCUCUUUAUGAACAUUCAAUUCCGAAAGUUCAUCUUCGACACUCCUGUUGCUGAUGAUCGGAAGCAAGCUGUGCUCGCUGAGUUUAAGUUGGCUUUUGCCAGGAUGCAGAACAGCCACGAUGUUUCUUAUCGACCCGAGGCGCUGGUCAAAGCCUUGAAUGUUGAUCAUACCAUGCAGGAUGAUGCGCAUAUCUUCUUCAUGACUCUCGUCGGGCAGCUCGAGGAUAGUAUGCCUGAUGAUGAGGCAAAGAAUGCACUGAAAAAAUUCUUCCGCGGUGUCAACAAAUCACAGACCAUUGGCAGCUGCAAGCAUGUCUCCGAGAGUACCGACGAGUAUUUCAACCUGUCUUUGGUCGUCAAGGACAAAGCAUCACUUGAAGAGAGCUUGGAAGAAUACACCAAGGGAGCUGCACUCGAGGGAAGUGACAAGUUCAGGUGCACCACUUGUGGCUCUGGUGAAGGCGUCUCAGUCGAUGCAGUCCAGAGAACUGCCCUGGAACACAUCCCCGACAACUUGGUCCUAGGACUGAGACGGUUCAGAUACGAAACGUAUGACGGAGGCUCGAAAGUCAACGAUCGGUUUGAUUUUCCCGAGCGUAUUGACAUGAGCAAGUACAAGCUUAAUCGUCUAGCAGGCGUUGACGGACCAAGCGAACCAGAUGUUUUCCAACUCGUCGGUGUGGUGGUUCAUCAAGGUACUCUUCAAUUCGGUCAUUACUGGUCGUAUGCUGCUGAGCGUGGAGCCACCUCCGGAUCUCUGCCUUGGUACAGACUUGAGGACAGUGUGGUCACUUCCUCAAGCAUCGAAGAUGUCCUGCGUGAGACUCGCGGCGGGCCUGUCUCGCCCUCAAUGACGCCUCUGGUACGCGAUCGAUCUCCAGUCCUUCGGUCAGACAAUGCAUAUGUGUUGUUUUACCAGCGCGCUUCCUCCGUUAUUGAAGCUGCACAAUGUGUGGCUUCAGGUAUACCAAUGCCUCCCUGCACGACACAAGCCAAGGCUCAUUUGCCUCAAGAUCUAGAGGCAUCAAUCGCCAAAGAGAAUGAGCGGACGAUCUACCUCCUCCAUCUCUUUUCUUCCAGCCAUGUCAAUUUUGUCCGCGACUUGCCCGGUAGACUUGAGAUGAUCAAGGGAGCAGAGCCUUCCGAACGGAAAGGAAUUGCAGGCAAGAUCAUGACAACACUCUUCGAGUAUUACACUCGUGUCGUUGCAUGUUCUUUCUCUCAAGAUUCCAUCGAUUAUACGUCUCUGGUUCUUCAAAAGCUUGCAUGCUCAGACCAAAACUUUGCAGGAUGGAUUCUGGACCAGUUGCUCCCCGAGACCACCCCCGAGACCAACCCCGAGACCACUACUACCAGAGUCACCAGAAGGAGCCUCAUCCUGCACAGGAAGCAGAUGGUUCGCAGCGUCACAAACCGCUUGGUCUUGGCUUGCCUGAAGUUCCUUCGCAACAAUUAUCCCAUCUACUACGGCAUAGAGGAAGGCUAUUCAAAGGACAGCAGGAUGCGGAGCUACGUCUGCGGACUGGUGGGUCUCAGUGAGACGCUUCUAGACUGCCGAAUCGCUGUCUGGAAAGAAUACUUUGAGCUCCUAGGCCAGGUUGCAGAACUUGGGUUCAACGAAACCUACAUCAUGCUUGACCAGGACUUGCUCAUAUGGUGCCUCGAGAUUUUGCACAUCAACGAAGACACAGUUCUGCACAAGAAACACUCAAGCAUCGCGUACUACUUUGCCAACAGCGCUAGGUCAGUAGAUUUUGCGUCAAUUGUCGGCUGUGUUUACAGCUUGCUGCACAAAUAUGUCGACCUACGUGGAGGAAUUGCACUGAACAACGACGGAGAUGCACGAUGCUACAACCCUGGAGUGCUGUUGUUGAAUGCUGACGAGUAUGAUCGUCUCCGCUUUCGGUCUCAAACAAGAAACAAUUGGUUGGUAGAGAAUAUCAUUCAAGGACUGAGACGUUCCGGCAACAGUCAUUGGACUGACUGGCUUCCAAACAAGCUGACCGUAUUGCUGACCAAUGCCGCAAAAGCCCCGCCUGAUAUUUAUGAAGAUGCUACCAGAGCUCUUUUGACCUCUCUGUCAUGCGCCACGGCGUUUGACCAAGUUGCAGAGUCUGCUACCCUGUGUCUAGUCGGACGCACCAUGAAGUUGCAGACUGAAGAAGAAAUCCUUGUGGAGCUGGAGAGGAUUGUGCAACAUAACUUCUUGCGCGCACAUGGCGAUGAAGCGGUAUCUUCGGUGAAAUUCGUUCUUACUGAAGUAUACGCACUUCAGCCGAUGCUGAUACUCCGGCACAUGGCUGUAUUGACAGGCUGUCUAUUGGUAUGCGACAACGCCCAGGUUGAGGAGCAGGUUAGAAACUGGCUGCGGCUUCAUGUGUUUGUCCAGGAUGUGCUUUCAAAGCCCUACACCCUUGGAGACGUCAGUUAUCUCAUCCUCAAGGUGCGAGCGAUUAAGAGUCUGCUCGGUAUUCUUGGCGAAGAAAUGCAGGCCGCUAUUGCUAAGGGACAAGCGUACCAUGCUUUCAAGUACUCCCGCGAAGCAUACCACGACUCUACCACCUACUUGAAACAGAUGGCAGUCAAACUCGAAGCCGAACUGGAGACUUGGCUGAACAGCGCUGCACCUGACUCUGAGCACACCGAACUCGAGACGGCACUGCAAGAGUUGCUUGACGAAGUCGGUAGUAUCGAUGCCCUCGUGGAGCGCCACGAGGCUUGCCGUACUGGAAUCGAUGAAUGGAAGCACGAGCGUGACUACGAAUACACGAGCAACGAACUCGUCGAUGACUCAGAUAACGACCAAGCCAUGGCAUCUGAUGGAUCUCUGAGCGAUCUCAACGAAGACGACUUUGAAGACGUGACCUGAUGCAAUGCACGCACCACGACAAGUGGAACAUUCGACCACUGAGAGAAGGGAUGUUUUCUUUUUUUCUUUCUGUUUUUCAUUCUAGGGAGUUCGGAAUUGCUUUGAGGGGGGUUUGCUGCAUAGCGAGGAGACAAAACAAAGGGGAAAUCUCGGGAGCAUGUUCAACGGCGUUUCUCGGUUCUCAAUAACGACACUCUGCUGCGAAGACAGCAAUGCAUACCGAAAAGGAGUUCUGGUACAUGGGAAUGACAGGGUUUCGAUGAGAAUAUUAGCUAGGUGUAGUUUUAGAUGGAGAUUUUUAUGCUCGUGCAAUUCAUGGG